CAGUGUUCUUCUUCUUGGUUUUGCUUGCUCGUUUUUAACCAAUCUUAGUUGAGGCAAAAUUACAAACCUCGUUUUACCCAUGUUCUUUGCUGUCUUACCACAUUUUCAGCUAAUUUCUCUGUCUAACAAAAAGGUUACAUGUCUUUUUCUCAUUUAGUGCAGAAAACAAGAGCAGAUGGGUCAGAUUCUACACCAAUCAAAGUAUUGUUCUCGAUUUAGAAAGCCUUUUAUGGGGUAAGAGAUGGUGAAGGAAGAAAAUUUUGAUACAAAGGAAUAAAAAUAAUAUACCGAAUUUUCUGAGAGAGAGAGAUGGAAGAGAGACGAGAUGAAUCAUCAAGCCCUACACAGCAGGGAUCUUCAGAACUUGCUGAAAGGGUUAAGUCGCUUUCUUUUGAACCUCAAGGUGAAGCUUUGAGUAAGGAUUCCCCUAGAAGUGUUGAGCAGGAUUGCUCUCCUGGUCAGAGAGCAUCACAGCAUCUUUGGAAUACCGGAAUGCUCUCUGAACCGGUUCCUAAUGGCUUCUACUCAGUUGUUCCGGAUAAGAGAGUAAAGGAACUAUAUAAUAGACUACCUACUCCGAGUGAGCUUCAUGCUUUGGGAGAGGAAGGUGUCAGAAUUGAAGUUAUUCUUGUUGAUUUUCAAAAAGAUAAGAAGAUCGCAAUGCUAAAACAGUUGAUCACUACACUUGUCAGCGGCUCAAAUCCUGCUUUGGUGAUCAAGAAAAUAGCUGGAACGGUAUCUGACUUUUACAAACGUCCAACACUGGAAAGCCCUUCAAAACUUGCUCUAGAGGAAAAUGCGUUCUUGUUUGAAAACCAUGGUGCUCAGUUGCUUGGCCAAAUUAAGCGUGGUUGUUGUCGAGCUCGAGCAAUUUUGUUCAAAGUUUUAGCUGAUACUGUAGGACUCGAAAGUCGGCUGGUGGUGGGUCUGCCUAGUGAUGGGACUGUGGAUUGCAUGGACUCUAACAAACACAUGUCUGUUAUAGUUGUGCUGAAUUCCGUUGAACUACUUGUUGAUCUAAUUCGGUUUCCUGGUCAGUUGGUACCACGAUCAGCCAAGGCAAUUUUCAUGUCACAUAUCUCACCUGCUGGAGAGAGUGAUUCUGCAGAAAACGACUCUUGUGACUCACCUCUGGAGCCAAAUAGUCCUUUAUAUGAGAGAAGAGAUCCUGAGAGUACAGAAAAAGAUGAUAAUCUUCAAUUUCAUCGGAAGUUAGAAGGAUAUCCAAAUGCAUCCGGUUCAUCACUGCGUAAUUUGAUGCUCAGACCUGCUAUUGAAAGGAAAUUGAGCAACACCUCACACAGUGAACCAAAUGUUGCCACUGUAUUCUGGAGACGUAGCCGCAGAAAAGUGAUUGCUGAACAGAGAACAGCUAGCUCAAGCCCAGAACACCCAUCUAUGCGAUCACGUGGACGAUCAAUAUUGAGUUCUGGCAGAAAUUCAUAUAGGGAUUACGCUGGUGAUGCAUCUCCUUCAAGUUCAUCCACAUCAGAAAUUCGUAAAACUAGACGGCGAAGUUUUAGGAUCACACCAGAGAUUGGGGAUGACAUUGCAAGCGCUGUACGAGAAAUGUAUGAGAAAUCAAAGCAAAACCGUCUCUUGCAUGGCCGAGAGGAUGAAAACAGUUCAGGUAUCGAUAACAAUGUGUCCGGUCUACAUCUUGAUGAUGAGUUAAAUUCUAAGAAGACAAUGUCAUUGCCGUCAUCUCCCCAUGCUUACAGGUGUCAAACAUUUGGACGAAGAGGGCCUUCAGAAUUUGCAGUCAAGGAUACAUGGAAUAAAGUGGUUGAGUCUUCCACAUUGCAGAAUCAGCCUUUAUUACCCUAUCAAGAAUGGGACAUUGACUUCUCAGAGUUGACUGUUGGAACUCGGGUGGGAAUAGGAUUUUUUGGUGAAGUUUUUCGCGGGGUAUGGAAUGGGACAGAUGUUGCAAUUAAAUUGUUUCUCGAGCAAGAUCUUACUGCCGAAAACAUGGAAGAUUUCUGCAAUGAGAUAUCAAUUCUCAGCCGCGUUCGCCACCCAAAUGUUGUAUUAUUUCUCGGUGCAUGCACAAAACCUCCACGCUUAUCCAUGAUCACGGAAUACAUGGAGCUGGGAUCUUUGUAUUAUUUGAUCCACAUGAGUGGUCAAAAGAAGAAACUUAGCUGGCACAGAAGGCUCAGGAUGCUAAGAGACAUCUGCAGGGGUUUGAUGUGCAUACACCGGAUGAAGAUAGUUCACCGUGACCUAAAGAGUGCCAACUGUCUAGUGGACAAACAUUGGACAGUCAAGAUAUGUGAUUUUGGGCUCUCAAGAAUAAUGACUGAUGAAAAUAUGAAGGACACGUCAUCUGCUGGCACACCAGAGUGGAUGGCUCCAGAACUCAUUCGCAACAAGCCUUUCACAGAGAAAUGUGAUAUCUUUAGUCUUGGGGUCAUAAUGUGGGAACUUUCUACUUUACGUAAACCAUGGGAAGGAGUUCCACCUGAAAAGGUUGUCUUUGCUGUUGCGCAUGAAGGGUCACGUUUGGAGAUUCCUGAAGGUCCACUCAGCAAAUUGAUUGCAGAUUGUUGGGCAGAGCCUGAGGAACGCCCAAACUGUGAAGAGAUACUUAGAGGCUUGCUCGAUUGUGAGUACACGCUGUGCUAACACCAAUUCCUUUUCGGGGAUAAUGAACUGAAGAUGUUUUGGCUCAAAAAGCAGCCCAGCUUCUUUAUAAAUCACUGCGCUUAAAUUAUCAACCGGAGUGGCAUAACUCUAAAGAUGAAGAGAACUUAGAGGAUACUAAAAUGAGAGAAUUCAUAGUUCAGUGUGGAUAGCUGUGGAACAGGCAGAGGCACCAAAUGUAGGACAGAAACAAGAAUGUCUUUAAGCUGCCUCUGGUUUGAUUCAUGGUCUCACAGGCAGUGAGUGUUCUUUUUGUUGGUUCUUGAAAGAGCAUUUUGGUCUAUUUGUAAGAAAAUAUAUACACUAUUCUUUGUUUUGGAAAAAUAAAGAGCUCUUUGAUU
Molecule: messenger RNA, 2987 nt
Organism: Camelina sativa (false flax)
Lineage: Eukaryota; Viridiplantae; Streptophyta; Magnoliopsida; Brassicales; Brassicaceae
Source: RefSeq, a predicted model, not a curated record